CGACUGUGUAUGGCCCGCAGCUUUUUCAGAUUGUUGAGAAAACGGAUGUUCCUGCUGUAGGAGGCCCAUGUCUGAAAACCCAGACGGACGGUCACAUUUCAACAGAAAGUCAGCUACACUCGAGUACGUCGGUCCAAACAGCAGCAGAGCAAGAUGGAGUGUGAGUGGAAGCCAGACGAGCAAGGACUUCAACAAAUUUUACAGCUGCUGAAAGAGUCUCAGUCGCCAGAUACGUCCACGCAGAGAUCCGUCCAGCAAAGACUUGAGCAGCUGAACCAGUAUCCAGACUUUAACAACUACUUAAUAUUUGUUUUGACAAAGUUAAAGUCAGAAGAUGAACCCACGCGGUCCCUGAGUGGGCUGAUACUGAAGAACAAUGUGAAAGCCCACUAUCAGAGCUUCCCUAAUGGUGUGUCUGAUUUCAUCAAGAGAGAGUGCCUCCAAAACAUUGGAGACUCCUCUCCCCUUAUCCGAGCCACUGUGGGUAUUCUCAUCACCACGAUUGCCUCCAAAGGAGAGCUACAAAACUGGCCAGAGCUUCUGCCUAAACUCUGCCUGCUGCUGGAUUCUGAAGACUACAACACAUGUGAGGGAGCGUUUGGAGCCCUGCAGAAGAUCUGCGAAGACUCUGCUGAGAUCCUGGACAGUGACAUGCUGGAUCGUCCCCUUAACAUCAUGAUCCCCAAGUUCUUACAGUUUUUCAAGCACAGCAGUCCUAAGAUUAGGUCUCAUGCCAUUGCCUGCGUCAAUCAGUUCAUCAUCAGUAGGACUCAGGCUCUUAUGCUGCACAUCGACCCUUUCAUUGAGAACCUGUUUGCACUGGCAACAGAUGAGGAACCAGAAGUGAGGAAGAACGUGUGCAGAGCUCUGGUCAUGCUUCUGGAAGUUCGCCUGGACCGUCUCCUGCCACACAUGCAUAACAUAAUAGAGUACAUGCUACAGAGAACUCAGGACCAAGACGAAAAUGUUGCCUUGGAGGCCUGUGAGUUCUGGCUUACUCUGGCGGAGCAGCCGGUGUGUAAGGAAGUGCUGUGUGGACACCUCUCUCAGCUCACUCCGGUGCUUGUCAACGGGAUGAAGUACUCUGAGAUUGACAUUAUCCUGCUCAAGGGUGACAUUGAGGAAGACGAGGCCAUUCCCGACAAUGAGCAAGACAUCAGACCACGCUUCCACCGAUCCCGCACAGUUGCCCAGCAGCAUGAGGGUGAUGGGAUCGAGGAAGAGGAAGAUGAAGAUGAUGAGCUGGAUGAUGAUGACACUAUCUCUGACUGGAACCUGCGUAAGUGUUCAGCUGCAGCGUUGGACGUGUUGGCCAACGUGUUCAGGGAUGAUCUGUUGCUGCACAUUCUGCCCCUUCUCAAAGAGCUGCUCUUCCACCCUGAGUGGGUAGUUAAAGAGUCUGGCAUCCUUGUGCUGGGGGCUAUAGCUGAAGGAUGUAUGCAGGGCAUGAUCCCAUAUCUGCCGGAGCUCAUUCCCCAUCUCAUCCAGUGUUUGUCUGACAAGAAGGCCCUAGUGCGUUCAAUCACCUGCUGGACACUGAGCCGCUAUGCCCACUGGGUUGUCAGCCAGCCCCCAGAUAUUUACCUGAAGCCCCUAAUGACAGAGCUGCUCAAACGUAUUCUGGAUAGCAACAAGCGUGUGCAGGAGGCAGCUUGCAGUGCCUUUGCCACUUUGGAGGAAGAGGCUUGUACAGAGCUGGUGCCCUACCUGGCUUUCAUCCUAGACACACUGGUGUUCGCCUUCAGCAAGUACCAGCACAAAAAUCUGCUCAUUCUUUACGACGCCAUAGGAACACUGGCAGACUCAGUGGGACACCAUCUGAAUAAACCGGAGUACAUCCAGAUGUUGAUGCCUCCACUAAUCCAGAAGUGGAACCAGCUGAAAGAUGAAGACAAAGAUUUGUUCCCUUUGUUAGAAUGUCUGUCAUCAGUAGCCACCGCCCUGCAGAGUGGCUUCCUGCCCUACUGUGAGCCUGUGUACCAACGCUGUGUCAACCUGGUCCAGAAAACCCUCGCUCAGGCCAUGCUUCACCAGUCACAGCCAGACCAGUAUGAGGCCCCUGACAAAGAUUUCAUGAUUGUGGCUUUGGAUCUUCUGAGUGGACUGGCAGAGGGUUUGGGAGGCACCAUUGAGCAGCUAGUUGCUCGUAGCAACAUCCUCACCCUCAUGUACCAGUGCAUGCAGGACAAGAUGCCUGAGGUGCGUCAGAGUUCGUUCGCUCUGCUGGGGGAUCUGACCAAGGCUUGUUUCCAGCAUGUCAAACCAUGCAUUGCCGAUUUUAUGCCCAUACUGGGUACUAAUUUAAACCCAGAGUUAAUAUCAGUGUGCAACAAUGCAACAUGGGCAAUUGGAGAGAUUUCUAUACAAAUGGGGCCUGAAAUGCAGCCGUACAUUGCCAUGGUGCUGCACCAGCUGGUGGAGAUCAUUAACAGGCCCAAUACCCCAAAGACUCUACUGGAGAACACAGCAAUAACAAUUGGUCGUCUUGGUUACGUUUGUCCUCAAGAGGUGGCACCCAUGCUACAGCAGUUUAUAAGACCCUGGUGCACCUCUCUGCGAAAUAUAAGAGACAAUGAGGAGAAAGACUCUGCGUUCAGAGGAAUUUGCACUAUGAUCAGUGUAAAUCCAGGAGGUGUAGUGCAGGAUUUUAUAUUCUUCUGUGACGCAGUGGCCUCCUGGGUAAAUCCAAAGGAUGAUCUCAGAGACAUGUUCUACAAGAUCCUUCACGGGUUUAAGAACCAGGUGGGAGAGGACAACUGGAGGAGGUUCUCAGAUCAGUUCCCCAUGCCACUGAAGGAACGGCUGGCAACCUUUUACGGGGUGUAGCCGUUUCCACAGCAGUGUGCCUCAUCACUGGGGUAAUUCGCUAUGGGAGACAAAAUAGGGAACCUCUUUUGCCCAGGGAACAUGUUACCCUUUACUGGGGGGAAGGGUCUGUCUGCUGAGGGGAGGGAAGGGGUGUGGACCCCUCCCCGACCUGGUGGACGGGGUGGGAGGGAGGUGGUAGCUGCAGUGCUCAGAGCCCCUAUGCACAGGCACGGGGGAAAGGGACUGGCAGAACAACCUUAUCAUGGGAGGAAAAUUCAUGUAAUCACAUCUCAAUCAGAAAUAAUGAAAUUUGUCACGUUUUUCUUUUCCAUUUGUUCCCCUAACGUUUUAUUUUCUGUCAACCAAACUGCUGAAAAGAAAUGUAAGCAAAAAUGCAGAAAACUUUGCAAAACUCUGUAAAGCAUUUGCUCUUUCAUUUUGGUUAGAUGAGGAGUUUUCACACGUGGAAAGGAUAAUGCAGAAAAUGGUCUUCAGAGCAAAUACACAUUUAUAAUUGUCAGCCAGGUAAAUGGCAUGUGGUAGUUUAAUGAAACAGAAUUUAAAGACUGUUGUCAGUAAAUCAGUCAAGUUGAAGAUUCAUUAAGAGAUAUUUUCUCUAAAUACAAGGAUAGCUUAAAGCUAAGGAAUAGAAGCUUGUGAAAAGAAUGAAUCCUAAUGGAUCCAUCUCUGGAGAAGAGGAUUUUAUAAUGCUGCAUAUCACCAAGAAUAAGUCAUCACCUAUAUAGUUAUGAGAUAAUUUCAGUGUUCCUAUUCUUUAGCAGGGCAAAGGCUGUUAAUUAUGUCACUGGAGAGCACAAGAUUUUCUUUUAAGAGCAGCUUUUCUGGGAAUAGGUAGCAUGCUUGUAUCAUUGUGAAAAGCUGUACAAUAUUAGUGAUGUGUGUUGCGUUUGACAGCUGUGUUCGCCCUGUAAUAAGGUUCUUGUUUGACCUUGUAAUUUAUCUAUUUACAGUACUUUUGUUUCCUCUACCAGAGAAUUACGGCAGUCAGCCGUAAUGUAGCAUGAUGUGGGUUUACACACCAAAUUUAGGAAAUGUGUGAAAUCUGGGCUGUGAUGUAACGUAGGUGUGAACCUCUCAGUUUGGUCUUGUGGUGUGAAUGUGACAUGGACAUUCAUCAGCAAGCAUAUAAAAGCUUUAGAUGCUUACAAUCCUUUAUAUUGUCUGAGCCUCAUGAAAGAACAAUGAAGGAGAAUCACACAGGUUAGCAUCCUGUGAGUCUGUCAUUAUCUUUAUUUCUUGGACUUAAACCACAAUGACAAAUCCUGUCUUAGUGACUUUGGUGACUUUGGCUGUCAGAACCACGCAGUCCAUCAAAUCAAUGUUGAAUAUGUUUAUUUCUCAAUGUACUGAAGUUUUCUUAUUGGUUGUUUGGCUUCUUGUGCUAAAAGCAUGAUGUUGAGGAUGACUGUGUAAUGUUUUGGGUGGUUGUGUUUUGUGAGGUAAUUGGAUGCUUGCAUCUCUUGCAUGUUGGUGGCCCCUCACACCCCAACAUAUAGUGGGAAGGGGAUUACGGGAGGGAGGGGAGCUUCAAUUAAAGGUUUAAAAAGUACAUAGUAACCAAAUAGGUAUUGCAACACUGGGUCAGUUAUAAGUUCACAUAAAUCUUGCUGGAGUGCCCUCCCUAAACUUUUCCCCCAUAGCUGGAUGUAUAGUUUUUAAAUACUGUGAAACUACAACGUUAUUGUCUCUGGUUGUUUUUGAGCUGUUAUAUUUUAUAAAGUGUGUAAGUGUUUAAGUUACAGAUAGGCUGAAUGUAUUCCAUGAUGGGUUGGAGAGAUUUUUUUUUAUUGUUUUUUUUUUUUUUUUUAUGCCCAGCCAGUCGUUUUUCCUCUGCUGGCCAGAGUAAUAACUGCAGUAUUUUAACCUUUUUCAAUGCACGUGACAUGCACUUAAAAUUUAAAUUGCAAGUGCAUGAAAUUAAUGAUGUAGCCAAACCUUUCAGAAUAUGGCCCUGGUGUUAGCACACAUUAUUAAUAGAGUAUUGCUGCUAAAAAUUUAUUUAUCUAAUGCAAUAAGUAUCUUGAUGCAAUUGGGUUAUUAGAGUGUAAAAUAGUUUAGUGUCUCAGAUAAACUUUCACAACAUGAAAUAUAUAACUGGUCUCUUAGAGUUAAUAUUAAUAAGGUAAACAGUGGUAAAUACAGGAUAUAAUGCAUCAUGGAAUACAGAGGCAAAUAUGUAUAUGUGCCACAUCAUUUUGUGUUUUAAAGUGAUUUUGUCUGUCACAUUCCAACUGUUUGGCAUGCAAAAAAAUGAAGUAAUCAUGGCUUGAUGGGGUGUGUGCACAUAGUCCUGUUAUUCUUUCUUUGAAAGAGUGUAGGUCUAUGAAAAACACAAAACAAUCUCCACCACUGCUGUGCUGUAUUUCUGACUUGACUGCUGCUAUACAUCGUAGUUGUGUUUCACUACUUGAAUAUGUGUUUUCUAUGUGUUAACCUCAGGUUGUCUGUGCUCAGUGUUCCUUGUUUUUAUCUUUUCCCCAAUGUGUACGCCUUUAUCCGUCUCCUCAACAACUAAAGAUUAGUAAAACAUUUGCCCUUUGUAUUAAAAAUGGGUAACCAUGGGUGUUAAUUGACAUUAGUGUUAUAUGUGUGCAACACAGCAAGCUGUCAAAUGUGAUUACAACUGCAAAGCGGGGAGGGGGGGGGGGGGGG
Molecule: messenger RNA, 5481 nt
Organism: Toxotes jaculatrix (banded archerfish)
Lineage: Eukaryota; Metazoa; Chordata; Actinopteri; Toxotidae
Gene: tnpo1
Product: transportin 1
Exons: 25
Coding region: 154-2826 (890 amino acids)
Biological process (GO): protein import into nucleus
Cellular component (GO): nucleus; cytoplasm
Molecular function (GO): nuclear import signal receptor activity; small GTPase binding
Source: RefSeq, a predicted model, not a curated record